Clupea harengus (Atlantic herring) is the source of this 3672-nucleotide messenger RNA. It is a transcript of the gene msi1b, whose product is annotated as musashi RNA binding protein 1b. NCBI's taxonomy places the organism in Eukaryota, Metazoa, Chordata, Actinopteri, Clupeiformes, Clupeidae. The record is from RefSeq and is a predicted model, not a curated record. Gene Ontology annotation, biological process: regulation of translation; central nervous system development. Gene Ontology annotation, cellular component: cytoplasm. Gene Ontology annotation, molecular function: mRNA binding.
CCAAUGCAGACCUGGAGAGGAGGAGUCUCGCAGGCUUGAAGCGAGUCUGAUCCCUCCUCUGUUUCUGUCAGUGCCCCCGCUCCUCUCGUCCAUACCCCUAUCCCGUAGGAUACUCCACACUGCUUGCACUCCUAUACCGCGUAGAAGAGGCAAGCACGGUUAACGAUGGAGACAGAAGGCAGUCAGAGUGGUUUAUCUUCCUCGGAUUCCCCUCACGACCCAUGCAAAAUGUUCAUCGGUGGCCUUAGCUGGCAAACGACACAAGAGGGUCUGAAGGAGUACUUCUGCAAGUACGGCGAGGUGAAAGAGUGUAUGGUCAUGCGGGAUCCAGUUACAAAGAGGUCGAGAGGUUUUGGGUUUGUCACGUUUCUUGAUCAAGCUGGCGUGGACCAAGUUUUGGCCGUAACCAGACACGAGUUGGACUCAAAAACAAUUGACCCAAAAGUUGCGUUCCCACGCAGAGCUCAGCCCAAGUUAGUGACUCGGACCAAGAAGAUCUUUGUGGGAGGCCUGUCUGUAAACACUACCAUUGAAGAUGUCAAGCAAUAUUUUGACCAGUUUGGAAAGGUCGAUGACGCCAUGCUCAUGUUCGACAAAACCACCAACAGGCACAGAGGUUUCGGCUUUGUCACGUUCGAGAAUGAAGACGUGGUGGAGAAAGUCUGUGAGAUCCACUUCCAUGAGAUCAACAACAAAAUGGUGGAGUGCAAGAAGGCACAGCCCAAGGAAGUGAUGACACCUACAGGUUCAUCCAGAGGUCGCGCACGGGUCAUGCCAUACGGAAUGGAUGCCUUCAUGCUAGGAAUCGGCAUGCUAGGUUACCCAGGGUUCCAGACGGCCACCUACACCAGCCGAAGCUAUGCUGGCCUCACCCCCGGCUAUGCCUAUCAGUUCCCUGAGUACCACUUAGAGAGGACCCCCCUCCUGACUUCACCCCACCCCCCUGAACUCACAGCCAUCCCGCUGACAUACAAUCCUAUGGCAGCGGCAGCAGCUGCAGCAGCAGUGGUUAGAGGCUCGACCCCUUCUCGUUCAGCUGGGUUCUUGAGCACUAGCAGUCCCGGGCCGAUGGCAGAUCUGUAUGGAGCCAACCAGGAGUCAGCGGUCAGUAACUACAUCAGCGCAGCCAGCCCAGCGCCCAGCACCGGGUUCGGCCACAGUCUGGGGGGUCCUCUGAUUGCUGCAGCCUUCACUAAUGGCUACCACUAAGAAAAAGCUGUUAGCUGAGCAGGCAGAAGGCUUCAGCGCUGCUUUGAGCCAGAGCACUUUGUCUCUACUGGAGGUUUCAACACUCAGGCUCCCCGGGGCCUGAUGUGGCCAAAUCUUUUCCUGCUGAAAAAAGGUCAGAGGUCAGCUGUUCAUCUUUUUAUUUCCUGUCUCUCGCACACUCUCUCAACGACGGGACAUCUGGAGAAGUCAUUUUCACUGUCUUGUCUCCCGUUCACAUUUUUAAAGUGAUUUGAAAGUAUCUAACUGUAGUUCUUGCUUUUUUUUUUGGUUCUGGCGCUGCUGUACUCUCUCAUGCCCACUGAAGUAAAGUGCAUGGCUUAUUCACAGAUAUUGUUAGAUGGAGCUGAGGUGUGUAUCCGAUUGUGUACAUGCAGCUAACGUGACCAUAGUUAUGUUUUGCUCAGAGGACGAGAGUACAGGUUUACAUGUUUCUCUGUCAUUACUUGUUUGUUUGUUUGUUUGUUUGUUUUCUUUUAGUUUCCUUUAGUUGUGAAACUUUAGAAUGGGAGCAAUAAUCUUUGAAUGUGCUGUUAUCUCGCUGGUUUUGAACCUUGUAACUUUAAACUCUGAACAUUUUGGAUGUAAUUUUUUUUCCAAGUGGAAGACGAGCUGAAAUGUCAAAAAAAAAAUGUAUAUUUUGGUAGCUUUUGCAUACUAAUGAUUAUAGUGAUAAUCAAGAAAAUAUUUUUCAUAGUCAGGUUUUUAACCGAGAGUUUCGGUUGUUUUUAAUAAAACACUGUAUAUACUUGUUCUGUCUUUUUCUGAAUUUUCCACUUCAAAUUUGAUGGUGUUGUUAUGCUGUAUGGGGAACUGUGACGGGGAUGUAACCGUGUCUCUGUAAAUGAAAACCAGUCAUGCCAGUCUAGAGGUGAGACACUGUCAUACUAACAUCAGCCAUUCGCUGGAUAUGCUGUAAGUCCCAGCCAUUGCUGAAUUCAUGUAAAGUAUGUGUACAUCUAAGUUACCUUAACACUGCUAAUCUGAACAACUUUUUUACACUAAUCUUUUUCUGUUAGAAUGAGCACAUCCUUUCACAGUACAGACAAGGAGCAGUACAGCAAGGACACACACACACACACACAGCCCAGAUCAGGAAACUCAUACGCAUUAAGUGAAGUCAUACAUUGAGAUCUUCCAGGAGUUUCCCCACACAUAUCACUCAUCUUAGCAUCCGAUGCAUUCACCCGGAGUGCAGGGGUGCAGUUGCUUCAGUCUACUCUAAAUACACAAUGCUUCCACUGUCAAACCUGGCUUUUGGAUGAUGUUUAUCAUUUUGUGAAUCUAUAGGUAGUGUUGCCUCUUCUUCUUUCUCUCCUCCCUUUUCCUGCUUCAUCAUUGUGCUCAUUAAGUUUGUCUAAACCAUGUUUUGUUUCAUGAAAACGCUUCAAGGUCAAAUGAAGGAUGCUGUUACAAGUAGAAACAUGUGUAACAUGCACAGCUCUCCUUGAGCUGAUUGCUCUUUUGGGUUUUUUUUUUUGUUAAUAUUUUUUUUUGAGAAGCGGUGUGUGCUUGUAUCAUGUGUGUGUGUGUGUGUGUGAGCGUCAUGGGACAGUCAGGGUCUAAUCUGUUACAAGAGGAUAAUCAGUGCUAACUGUGAAUUUGGCUCUUGUUGCAACUGCCACUCUCUCUGGGGCUUUUAGGCACAGCUUUGUCUUGCACACAGAAGGGUACAUGAGAUGCUCUGACAGAAGGGUAGUUGUUUUAGAGGGAAAGGGAGAAAAUAAAUUGAGUUGACUCUUGUAUCUUGGGAGUCAAAAAUCAAGAAAAGAAUAAGGUAAUAUCACAAUCAGGCUUGCUCAGUAUCAGCCUUUUGUCAGGCUUGUCCUCUGCCUCCCUCUGCUGGCCAAUUUGAAACACUGCCAGGCCAGUGCUAAACAUUCUGUCUGUGUACUGAAUACAGUGCACUGGGGCAUAGAUCAGGUGUUGUCAAGGCUCUUUUCUGCAUGGAAAAUCUUCGAUCUAUCCCUCUCUCGAGCACACCUUAGGAGUCUUAUGAUUAACUAGGUCAGGUGUAUUCAGUUAAUCAAGAUUCCCACUGCUUAGUUCAGUCAGAUAGGCAGAGCAGGAAAAGAUGGAAAAUACUCAGAGCCUAAACCUCUGGAAUGUGUCACAAGCUCAUGGGGAGGACGAGACAGGGUCCAUGAUCUUUGUCAUCUCUGAUUCUGAAAUCAUCUUGGUAGUUUUAUUUUCUUGUGGUUUUGACUCCCUUGUGAUCUUCACGUUGGAUUUUAACUUGUGAAAGUGUGGGUAUGCUGCACCAACCAGAGCCAUGAAAGAUCACUGUGAAAAGAGGUGAUCCCCGUUAGUGCUAUCAACUGCUUUUUUGUCGUUAUUCUGUGCAUAAUAUGUCAUUUUUUGUCAUUUUAUUUUUCCUUUCACACAUAUACACACUGUCUCUUUAAACACGUAAAACUCCUAAUAAAUUAUUUUCAAACAUUCCAA